GUACCAGUGUGCGUUACGAGAAGAGCCGGCUCGUAGAAUCGGAAAUAACAAGACAAAGCUCUCGUUUACCAGGUAUUGUUCGCAGCAACGCUAAUCCAUUACGCGAAGUCGCCGGCGGUAACUACCUAACGGCGUUAACCUCUUCUGAGGGUCACUAACAAGCGCUUGGAAACUACCUUACCUACCCCGCUACCCCAUGACCCCGCGUCGGAUGUGUGUCUGCAGGGCCCUGCGACGUCCAUUCUUAAGAGGUAUGUCCAAUGAGAAUACAGCGAUUUGAGUUUUCAUGAGCCGUAAAGUGCCACGGUUGACGGUAAUCUGGGAUGGUUGUUGCUGGUUUAAGAGCUAAGAUGUAGCUCUGGGUGUUUAUUAGCUCUGGCACCUUUUUGAUUUUGUUCUUUGUUUUCUUGUGGUCUUUGAGUUGGAAGAUCUUCUUCUUCUUCUUUACACUUGAGAGCUUUUUUUGUUCUUGUGUUGAGAGGGCUGUGUAUUCGCAUCGUACUGGACUUUGGGUUUGAGGAAGUCUGCUACUGAACAGAUCCAGAGCUGCACACAUUCUCAUUACCUCUUCACAUACUUUGAGACUGGGAGUUGAGAUCUCCUCCGCAAUCAUGGCUAUCUCUCUCCCCGCAAACCUAGGCGUCCCCCUCCUCGCCUCCUCUGCUCUCGGCCUCCUCUCCCACAACCUCUACUUCAUCCACGGCGAACACCACACCACCGCCGUCCGCCUCGCCCAACUCUCCAUCCUCCUCCCCCUCGCCCUAACCUACGGCCUCACCCGGCUCGCCUCCCUUCCUCUCCCCCAAGCAUGUCUAACCACCCUCCUCCUCCUCACCACCUACCUCACCUCCCUCUUCACCAGCAUGCUCAUCUACCGCGCCUUCUUCCACCGUCUGCGCUCCUUCCCCGGCCCACCACUCGCCAAACUCUCGAAAUUCUGGCACGUUUUACAACUGGGUGGAUUUGACAAUUAUAAGAGGUUGGAUAGGUGGCAUGCUACGUAUGGGGAUUAUGUGCGGAUUGGGCCUACCGAGUUGAGUAUUGUGGAUCCCGAGGCGGUGGAGGCCAUUAUGGGGAGUAGGAGUACGUGUACGAAGAGUGCGUGGUAUGAUAUGGGGAUUCCGCUUGUGAGUUUGCAUCAGUGUCGGGAUAGGGCGACGCAUGAUAAGAGGAGGAGGGUGUGGGAUAAGGGGUUUAGUAUGAAAGCAAUCGACAGCUACGAAUCCCGUGUUGUUUCAUUUGCAAAUGUGCUCGUUGAUCAGCUGAAAUCCUUUGGCGGCAAACCCCUUGACUCAAGUCUCUGGUUCAAUUACUACUCCUUCGAUGUUAUGGGCGAACUUGCAUUCGGUCAGUCCUUUGAUAUGCUGAAGACCGGGGAGAAGCAUAAUGCGAUUAAGCUUCUACAUGAGGGACAGAGACCUCUGGGGAUUUUCUCGCCUAUGCCGUGGCUGAUGAUGAUUAUGAUGAAGAUUCCUGGAGCAGGAGCUGGCUAUAAUAGGUGGUUGGCGUAUUGCGAAGAGCAUGCCGAGAAGAGGAAAGCUAUGAAAAUGGAAGAACGCGACAUCAUGUCCUGGCUCCUCGAAGCAGACCCCAUGACAUCCGACCCCUUCAAAGAACACAUGUGGCUCGUCGGCGACGCCCGCCUCAUCAUCGUAGCCGGCUCAGACACCACGGCCGCAACGCUCACCUACCUCUUCUACCACCUCGCGCACUCGCCUGCCAUCGUGCAGAACCUCCGCAAGGAACUCCAGCCGCUGCAUAGACAGGAUGGCUCCUUCGAUAACAAGGAGUUGCAGAAUGCGGAGUAUUUGAAUGGUGUUAUUAAUGAGACUUUGAGGCUGCAUCCGCCUGUUCCGGGGGGUGUGAGUAGGUUGACGCCGAAGGAGGGGGUCCAGAUUGGGGAGGUGAGAGUUCCGGGGGAGACGGUUGUGUCGGUGCCGUUGUGGACGGUAGGGAGAUCGCCAAAAGCUUGGAAACAACCCCUUGAGUUCCUGCCAGAGCGCUGGGCUGCAGACUCGGACCUCAUUAUCAACAAAUCAGCUUAUGCUCCCUUCUCAGUUGGCCGCUACGGCUGCAUCGGCAAGAACCUCGCCCUCAUGGAACUCCGCACUGUCACUGCACUGCUCGUCUCGAAAUUCGACGUCUCGUUCGCGCCGGGCGAGAAUGGUAAUACGUUGCUGGAGAAGUCGGAAGAUUAUUUCACGAUUGGCUUGGGGAGUCUGAUGUUGCAGUUUAAGGAGCGGUAGGAGUGGGUAUUAUUCCCGGGAGGCGAGGGAAGAGGGGGGGUUUUGUUAAGGGGGAUGAUGAUGUCCGUGUAGGGUGGUUUGAGAGGUUGAGGAUAUGAAAUGAUGCAUGCCGUGGUGUGAGAAUUGGUGAUAUAUCCGCACAUUGCGCAAGAUUUUGCGAAAAUUAAGAAAAUAUCUAAUAUUCUGUUCAGUAAAACAUGUCGAGAAGAGUCGUCGCGCAGCGACUAUUCUUAUCUCUUAUGCCGUCGAGGUGGU
Molecule: messenger RNA, 2501 nt
Organism: Cadophora gregata
Lineage: Eukaryota; Fungi; Ascomycota; Leotiomycetes; Helotiales; Ploettnerulaceae
Exons: 5
Coding region: 612-2246 (544 amino acids)
Molecular function (GO): oxidoreductase activity, acting on paired donors, with incorporation or reduction of molecular oxygen; monooxygenase activity; iron ion binding
Source: RefSeq, a predicted model, not a curated record